AUGACACUGAUGGCUCUCCUUCAACUACUGCCGAGAGUCAGGUCGUGCAGUCGCUGGGCGUGGCCAUCUACCAAGCUCUGGACUGGGGGCUGGACGACAGCGAAGAGCGGGAGCUCAGCCCACAGCUGGAGCGCCUCAUCGAACGCAUGGCUGGCGGGGACCAGGCUGAAAAAGGUGACAUCAGGAACAGUACAACAGAUGAGGGCUACAGCGGCCAAGAAGAGGAGGAAGAGGAGGAGGAGGAUGAACAAGAGGGAGCCAGAAGGCCAGUGUUUACGUUCCGCAAAGUGAUGACGCUUUGUGCGUCUCGGCUGGCAAACCCCAGCUUGGCCCCGGAGCACUACCAGGCCGUGUGCAGGGCUCUGUUUUUGGAGACUCUUGAGCUACAGACCUUCCUUUUUAAGAUCAGAGAUGCUAAGGAGAUGCUGAAGAAAAUCUCAACAAAGGAAGUUUUGGUGGACGGAUCGACAGCCGAGCUGGAUGCACUGAAACACCAUGACUGGGCUCGGCUGUGGGUGCAGCUGAUGAAGGAGCUCCGGCAGGGAGUGAAGCUGAAGAAGGUGCAGGAGCAGCCAUUCAACUCACUGCCCACAGAGUUCAGCCUCACUCCCUUUGAGAUGCUGAUGCAGGACAUACGAACUCGCAAGUUCCAGCUGCGCAAAGUUAUGGUAGACGGGGACAUUCCCACCAGAGUGAAGAGAAAUGCUCAUGAAAUGAUUCUGGAUUUCAUUAGAUCACGACCCCCACUUAAACCAGUUUCAGAGCGCAGCCUCCCUCCUCCUCCCCCACAGAAGAAGUCCCUCCAUGACCUGGUCCUGGCUGGAAUAAAGCAGGAAAGAAAACUCCGGCCUGUGGACCCCUCUGGCUCCAGACCGUUUGGCUCUCUGCCCUGCCUGGCUCAAACUUGUCCUUGUGAUGUCAAAUCCACCUCAUGCAUCGACCUGUCUGUGUCUGAACUUGGAUCACGCUUACCGUCCCGCCCUCGUGUACUGCUCAAGGCUCCCACUCUGGCCGAGAUGGAAGAGAUGAACAUAUCUGAGGAGGAGGAGUCUCCAGACAACAGCGACUCGAGGAGGGCUGAGAGCUCGCCCACACCUCUAAAAAGAGAUCGCUCCUUCUCAGAGCACGACCUGGCCCUGCUCCGUGGUGAGAUGCUUCCCUCGCUCUCUGAGUCGUCCCAGCUGGGCGGUGGGGUCAUGCUGAGGGGCGAAAGGCCUCGGUCCAGGACUCUGACUGGAGCUGGGCCGCCUCCUUACCACAGAGCUUCCUUCCCAGUUCACGGCUGGGU
This is a messenger RNA of Labrus bergylta (ballan wrasse), 1288 nucleotides long. The record is from RefSeq and is a predicted model, not a curated record. NCBI's taxonomy places the organism in Eukaryota, Metazoa, Chordata, Actinopteri, Labriformes, Labridae.